Messenger RNA from Momordica charantia (bitter melon), 1086 nucleotides. Its product is annotated as abscisic acid receptor PYL5. NCBI's taxonomy places the organism in Eukaryota, Viridiplantae, Streptophyta, Magnoliopsida, Cucurbitales, Cucurbitaceae. The record is from RefSeq and is a predicted model, not a curated record. Gene Ontology annotation, cellular component: nucleus; cytoplasm. Gene Ontology annotation, molecular function: signaling receptor activity; abscisic acid binding; protein phosphatase inhibitor activity. Gene Ontology annotation, biological process: abscisic acid-activated signaling pathway.
GUUUUGAGAGUUAGCCAAAUUGGAAUUUGUCGGUGGGGAAGGGGAAGAGAGCAUAAGAAUGUGUGGCACUCACUUUUCUUCUCCAAAUCCAAUUCCAAUUCCAAUUUCAAUUUCAAUUUCAAUUCCAAUUUCAUCCAUUGCCUUCCUCUCCAUAGCCUUCAAUUCCUUAUCCGCCAUUUUCUUCCAUCCAUGGAGGCUCAGUACAUCCACAGGCACCACACCCACCACCCCACAGACAACCAGUGCUCCUCCGCCAUCUUCAAGCACAUCAAAGCUCCCGUUCACCUCGUGUGGUCGUUGGUGAGGAGCUUCGAUCGGCCGCAGAGGUACAAGCCUUUCGUGAGCCGGUGCGUGGUGAGGGGAGAUCUUGGAAUUGGCAGUCUUCGAGAAGUUGAUGUCAAAUCUGGCCUCCCUGCCACCACCAGCACUGAGAGAUUGGAGCUUCUUGAUGAUGAGGAACAUAUUCUUGGAAUCAAGAUUGUUGGUGGCGAUCACAGGCUCAGGAACUACUCUUCAAUCAUCACUGUCCAUCCAGAAGUUAUUGAUGGAAGACCGGGGACGCUGGUAAUCGAGUCCUUUGUCGUGGAUGUGCCCGAGGGGAACACCAAGGAGGAGACAUGCUUCUUUGUCCAUUCCCUUAUAAACUGCAACCUCAAAUCACUGGCCGAUGUGUCGGAGAGGAUGGCUGUGCUGCAGGAUGCAGUCGAGCCGAUCCAUCAGUACCACCAGAUAUAGCGAGGACAGAUGAAGCCUUGCAAUCGUUUUCUUUUUGCCACGUCGAGAUGUUUCAUUGGUUGGCUGCUGAUUUCCCAUCUCAUUGGACACUCACCCAGUAUCCUCAUCUGAUUUUGUUUUCAUAAGUUUCUGAAUCCUAGGAUGGUGUCUAUGUUCUUGCUCUUUGUUUCAGCAUAUUGUUCCUUUUAAUUUGGUCAGUCUAUGGAUACUUGAGGUGUUAUGUAAAUAAUAUGAACUUUGGGAUGGAUUAUGUCAAUCAUUUUAAGAACUUAUUGUCAAUCUCUUCCCAUCUAGAAGAACUUGCAUUAGAUAUCUCAUUUUUAAUUUAAGUAUAGUUUGAUUCACAUUCUA